Molecule: messenger RNA, 2451 nt
Organism: Motacilla alba alba
Lineage: Eukaryota; Metazoa; Chordata; Aves; Passeriformes; Motacillidae
Gene: SPSB3
Product: splA/ryanodine receptor domain and SOCS box containing 3
Exons: 7
Coding region: 348-1754 (468 amino acids)
Biological process (GO): proteasome-mediated ubiquitin-dependent protein catabolic process
Cellular component (GO): SCF ubiquitin ligase complex
Molecular function (GO): protein binding
Source: RefSeq, a predicted model, not a curated record
AGAACCUUUCCUGAUCUCCAACCUAAACCUGCCCUGGCACAGCUCCAGCCGUCCCCUGUCCCUGUCCCAGCAUCCUCCUUGGGAGGAGCUGCAGUGCUGCUGAACUCUGUCCUCGGUGUAAGGCAGUGAGAAAGAAGCGGUGGACAUGCCACAGGCUUUUUGUCAUCAGAACAGGGACAAAGAGAACAAUGGCAAUAAACACCGUGUGCGGGGAGCAAAGGCUGGUCCCGAUGACCUAAGUGGAAAUUGGGCAGCAGAGCAAUAAACACGCACGGGGCUCGUGAGGCUCAGCCGAGCCAUGGCCCGAGGCUGAUGGUGAGCUCAGGCCCUUGGCGUUUCCUUCCUCCAUGCCACACCAGUCGCUUCCUGCCAGCCCCGCGCUCCUCUCAGCCCUCCCUGCUGCGCUGCCAGCGCUCCCGGCUCUGCUUUGGGCUCAGCUCCCCGGAGCAGGGAGCGCUCGGGAGCGGAGUCCCCGGCCGGGGCAGCACAGGGGGCGGCCGGGCCGCUCCAGCCGCAGCCGACGAACGCCACCCGCCCGCCCGGGGCCGCGUUGCGGGCGCCCCGACACGACCGGGCACGGACCCGACGCGCCGGGGCUGGCCCGGCAGCGCAGCGGCACCGGCGGCAUGGAGCCCGCACGCACCAUGGCAGAGCUCAUCCGCACCUCGGCCGACGCCUACCUGCGCGGGGACAGCAUGGCGCGGCGCCCGCGCAGCAGCCGGGCCUGGCACUUCGUCCUGAGCGGGGUGCGGCGCGAGGCCGACGGCCGGGCCGGCGCGCGGGGCUGGGGCUACGACUCCGACGGCCAGCAGCACAGCGACUCGGAUUCGGAGCCAGAGUUCUCUUCCCUGUCUCCCUCCAUCCCGAGUGCCAUCCCUGUGACUGGAGAGUCCUACUGCAACUGUGAGAACCAGAGUGAAGCUCCCUACUGCUCCAGCCUGCACGCCCUGCACCGCGUCCGCGACUGCCGCUGCGGCGAGGAGGAUGAGUAUUUUGACUGGGUGUGGGAUGACCUGAACAAGUCAACGGCCACGCUGCUGACGUGUGACAACCGCAAGGUGAACUUCCACAUGGAGUACAGCUGUGGCACGGCCGCCAUCCGUGGCAACAAGGAGCUGGCAGAGGGCCAGCACUUCUGGGAGAUCAAGAUGACCUCCCCGGUGUAUGGCACUGACAUGAUGGUGGGGAUUGGGACAUCAGAUGUGAACCUGGACAAGUACCGCCACACCUUCUGCAGCCUGCUGGGCAAGGACGAGGACAGCUGGGGACUCUCUUACACAGGACUGCUGCACCACAAGGGGGACAAAACAAACUUCUCCUCGAGGUUUGGCCAAGGCUCCAUUAUUGGGGUGCAUUUGGACACGUGGCACGGGACACUCACGUUCUUCAAGAACCGCAAGUGCAUAGGGGUGGCAGCCACAAAGCUGCAGAACAAGAAGUUUUACCCCAUGGUGUGCUCGACGGCGGCCAAGAGCAGCAUGAAGGUGAUCCGGUCCUGCGCCAGCCGCACGUCCCUGCAGUACCUGUGCUGCUUCCGCCUGCGCCAGCUCCUGCCCGACUACGUGGACACGCUGGACGUGCUGCCCCUGCCCCCGGGACUCAAGCAGGUGCUGCACAACAAACUGGGCUGGGUCUUGAGCAUGAACUAUAGCACAUCGAAGCCUUCCUCCUCCUCGUCCUCGGGGAGCGACUCGGACAGCUCGUGUGGCUCGGAUGCGGAGGCCUGCCAAAGGAAGAGGUGCAGGAGGACAUAAUGGCUCUGCACACCACGUGGGUGGGGGAGUGUUGUGCUGUCUGCAAGGGCCAGUCAAGCCUGAUGUACCUCUUCCUUCUGGGGACAUCAGUUUCUAUGUGUUGGCAAAGAUUUCUCCAGUGCUGUGCAAAUCUUUGGCCUCGACAUCCAUCACAAGCAUUUAGAAGAGCUGCUGGCUCCAAGAGAUGCCAGCUCUGACACAAGAAAUUUGUGGUGAAAUAUCUGAGCUUCAUCUCCUGACUUGCUAUGGAAGCCAGCACCUCUUCCCGAGGGAUCUCUUCUCCCUGUUGGCACAGACAACAUUUAAGAAAUUGGACUUGAUGACAGGAGCUGGACUUGAUAAUCUUCAUGGAUCCCUUCCAACUCAGGAUGUUUGGGCAGUCUCCUGGUUGGAGUGCACUGAACUCCAGUCAGAGACCGGACCUGACUCACUGAGACACAAUCCCAGGCCCAUCCUCUCCUCUCUGUGUGUGUAGGUUUGGUGUCUGCCAUGACCUCGUCCUGCUCUGGGGCACGAUGGAGCAGCAGCUGCAGGGAAAGGGCCCCCAGCGACACUGCUGGGAGCAGGUACAGGAGCUGAGCUGUGGCUGGUGUUCUUCAAGCCCCUGGGGCCUUUUAAUUGCUUUGCAUGUUGGUUUCUGCUGCUUCUCCUCUGUCCAAGACUGUGUUAAACUGUAAUAAUAAACGUAGAAGCUGUC